AUGGCGCUCAGGCUGAGCUCUCGAAGGGUUAUGCCCUUCACGAAAACACAUACCAAGCCAAAUAUAACCAAGAUACCAUGGAUCAAGAAAGUUGUGGACAAGGAAGGAAAAACGCUACCCUUUUUUCGUCCAGUUUUAGCGCAACUGGACAGUUUGGAAAACGCUAAACACGAUCUAGAAGCUCUGGCAAAGGCUUUAAGCCAAAAAGAUCGGCAAAAGACCCUAGAUUUAUGGAGGUCAGUUUCCAGAACACAUUAUUCUUAUCAAAAUGCCCCAACGCUAAAGGUGCUAGCGGAAAAGUAUAAAGGACUGUGUCCCAGUGAACUUGAUAAGGUCGCAGCAGAGUUCUCGCAAUUAGGUCCUGAAAGUUUGCAGGAGUUGUGGCUCCUCAGUGACCAUGCACCAAUUUGUGCUUAUUUAUUACCGCAAAUCAUUGGCAGAUGCCUGAAAAGCUCUCGAAUCGAGCAGGCGCGUCAAAUACUCUGGGCGUUAUCGACAAACAGCCAGUACAAAAGGGAGAUCCAAGCAGUAAAUUUCGCUGUCAACAGCUACUUGAAAACAGUAGAAUUCUCUCUUGCAGAUUUGAAGCAACUACUAGACGGGAUCAAUCCAGAAAUUGCUCCUCGCCUCGACGAAGCGGUAACUCGAAAACUCUGCAGUCUCCCCCGAGCAGAAUUGCUGGCCUGUUUCAUGUACUUACGAGAAAGGAACAUCCCAUUGAACAAAAAGGGAUUCAGCUCGUUUUUACGUGCUGUAUUUGCCUCUUCAGAUGCUGCAUCGUCGGCUAUUCUUGAGGCAUCACAAACUACCGAGUAUCCGCCAGGAUUCUAUCAUUUCCUGAUCCGUUAUUUGUGCCAGCGAAAGGAUGUCGCAAGUCUGGAUUGGAUUUUCGAAAAUUCUAUAAUGAAAAUGGCCCAGGAUAUGCCUGAAAAGCUGCCGUUUGUUCUGCAUCUUCUUGUGAUGAGGACUAUUGCAACAGACGGAGUCCAAGCCACUACUCCCAUUCUCGAUAAAAUGGGCGAAAUCCCUGAACCUACCUGGAUGAUCAUUUUUCAGGAGUUUAGACGACUUGGCCGGAUUGACAAGUGUACGGAGACAUUGCAUAGGGCGCUAUCUAGGGGCCACCGGUUAAGCUUGCCAUUCGUUGGCGAGUAUCUCGAGAUGAUAGCAUCGUUUUACAACAUGAAGGUUUAUCUCAAUUGUUUACAGAAAAUUCUCCCCGAAAUCACCCCGACUCUCGAGAGGUUGGAUAUCUUGCCUCUAGCAGAGGAUCAGCCCAUACACGAUGCUCCUACCCUCACAGUUGGAAAAGAAGUACGUGGGUUUGCAGUAAAAGAGAUCCACGAGUCUUGGCUGAACAUAACUUUCAAAGUUGUGUUGAAUAAUGUGGAUGAUGUUGAGCAAAUUCAACACCUGUUCAAUCUGUAUUAUGAUUUUGUGAUGCAGUCGCAGUGCUCGAUUUCGCUAGCCAGCACUGACGAGUUUGUGUCAAAGUUGGUUUCCCUAAAAAGUGCGACGGCGAUUGAUGCGGCAGAAGCCAUUUUGGUCACGGCAAUUACUGACUUCCCUUUGCAAAGAGCACAAAAAUACACCAACCAGUCGAAAAGCCUCACUGCUCUUCUUUUGGCAAUGACCCGACCUCAUCGACAUGUAGACUUGCAGCGAGCUGUUCUGCUGGUCAAUAGAGUUCUUGCUUGUCCUGCAGUGUCGGUAAGAGGAUCCUCAUUAGAACCGCUGCUCGAAGCACUCAAAGGCCAUGAAGAAUACGACUCUGUGAAAGAGUGGGCCGAGCAUCUUGGAGCCAAAUUCAAUAAUUAA
Messenger RNA from Wickerhamiella sorbophila, 1818 nucleotides. RefSeq lists its product as hypothetical. Bases 1 to 1818 code for a protein of 605 amino acids. The record is from RefSeq and is a predicted model, not a curated record. The transcript has a single exon. NCBI's taxonomy places the organism in Eukaryota, Fungi, Ascomycota, Dipodascomycetes, Dipodascales, Trichomonascaceae.